This is a messenger RNA of Dama dama (fallow deer), 1423 nucleotides long. RefSeq names its product pancreatic lipase (gene PNLIP). The coding region runs from base 1 to 1413 and encodes 470 amino acids. The record is from RefSeq and is a predicted model, not a curated record. The transcript is spliced from 12 exons. Gene Ontology annotation, molecular function: protein binding; triacylglycerol lipase activity. Lineage: Eukaryota; Metazoa; Chordata; Mammalia; Artiodactyla; Cervidae. Gene Ontology annotation, biological process: lipid metabolic process.
AUGCUGCUAAUCUGGACAUUUUCAGUGUUGCUGGGAACAGUCGUAGGAAAAGAGGUCUGCUACGAUAGACUUGGCUGCUUCAGUGAUGAUUCCCCUUGGGCGGGAAUUAUAGAAAGACCCCUCAAAGUAUUGCCUUGGUCUCCAGAAGAAGUCAACACUCGCUUCCUCCUGUACACUAAUGAGAACCCAGACAACUUUCAAGUAAGAACGCUCAUUGAAAUCGUUGCAGAUGCAUCAAUCAUUGCAAGCUCCAAUUUCAAAACAAAUAGAAAAACCCGCUUUGUUAUUCAUGGAUUCACAGACAAGGGAGAUGAAAACUGGCUGCAGGGUAUUUGCAAGAACCUGUUUACCGUGGAAAGUGUGAACUGCAUCUGUGUGGACUGGAAAGGCGGCUCCCGCACAGGGUACACACAAGCCACACAGAACAUCCGGAUUGUGGGUGCAGAGGUGGCGUAUUUAGUGGAUGUUCUUAAGUCAUCAUUUGAAUACUCACUUUCUGACGUCCACGUCAUUGGCCACAGCCUGGGUGCCCACGCUGCUGGGGAGGCAGGAAGGAGGACCAAUGGGGCUAUUGGACGUAUCACAGGGUUGGAUCCAGCAGAGCCUUGCUUUGAGGGCACACCUGAAUUGGUCCGAUUGGACCCCAGCGAUGCCCAGUUUGUGGAUGUAAUUCACACAGACGCUGCCCCAAUAAUCCCCAACCUUGGGUUUGGAAUGAGCCAAGUUGUGGGCCACCUAGAUUUCUUCCCAAAUGGAGGAAAAGAAAUGCCUGGAUGUCAGAAGAAUGCUCUGUCUCAGAUUGUUGACAUAGAUGGGAUCUGGGAAGGAACGCGUGACUUUGUGGCCUGUAAUCACUUAAGAAGCUACAAGUACUAUGCUGACAGCAUCCUCAACCCUGAUGGCUUUGCUGGGUUCCCUUGUGCCUCUUACACCGCUUUCAGCACAGACAAGUGCUUCCCCUGUCCAAGUGACGGCUGCCCCCAGAUGGGUCAUUAUGCUGACAGAUUUCCUGGGAAAACAAAAUCAGAGGGCCAGACAUUUUAUCUAAACACUGGUGAUGCCAGCAAUUUUGCCCGUUGGAGGUAUAAGGUGGCCGUCACACUGUCCGGAAGGAGAGUUACAGGACACAUACUAGUUUCUUUGUUCGGAGAUAAAGGAAACUCUAAGCAGUAUGAAAUUUUCAACGGUACUCUCAAACCAGACAAUACUGAAUCCAGUGAAUUUGACUCAGAUGUGGAAGUUGGAGUUUUGCAAAAGGUUAAAUUUCUUUGGUACAACAAUGUGAUCAACCCAACUCUACCCAAAGUGGGAGCAUCCAAGAUCAGUGUGGAAACAAACGAUGGACAAGUGUUUGACUUCUGUAGCCAAGACACUGUGAGGGAAGAGGUUCUGCUCACCCUCAACCCAUGUUAGGAACUGCGGC